Messenger RNA from Lathyrus oleraceus (garden pea), 3601 nucleotides. Its product is annotated as pentatricopeptide repeat-containing protein At4g20740. The transcript is spliced from 2 exons. NCBI's taxonomy places the organism in Eukaryota, Viridiplantae, Streptophyta, Magnoliopsida, Fabales, Fabaceae. The coding region runs from base 109 to 2262 and encodes 717 amino acids. The record is from RefSeq and is a predicted model, not a curated record. Gene Ontology annotation, molecular function: protein binding.
AAAACAUUCGGCAAAUUCCCCACAAGUUUCAUUUCAGCACCCAAAAAGCAACACCAAUUGGCACUAACAAAACACAAUAGUUAAAGAGUUUUUUCUUGUGAUUAAAAAAUGCCUCCUCAAACACCUACAACACCAAACAAAUUUUAUUUCUUCUAUGGCCACCGCAAACCCUCCCAAAACCGCCCCACGGUACGCGGCGGCCUUUUCUCCAAUCGCCAAACUCUCGCUCCUCCCAAACCUAAAUCCAACAAACUAACUCACCAUUUCGAAAUCCAAAAGUGGGACCCACACUUUCUCUCCCAAUCAAACUCCCCAUCCCCGGACACAUCAUUCUCCGCCUCCAUCCGCCUCUCCCCGAUCGCCAGAUUCAUCAUCGACUCCUUCCGCAAAAACGAUUACAAAUGGGGCCCCACCGUCGUAACUGAACUCAACAAACUCCGCAGGGUUACUCCCACCCUAGUUGCCGAGGUGCUUAAAGUCCAAACUAACCCUACCCUCGCUUUCAACUUUUUUCACUGGGUAGAGAAACAGAAAGGUUAUCAUCAUAAUUUCGCCUCCUUCAACGCUUUCGCUUAUUUCCUUAACCGUGCCAACCAUUUCCGCGCCGCUGAUAAUCUCCCUGAGCUGAUGGACGCUCAGGGAAAGCCUCCGUCUGAGAAGCAAUUCGAGAUCUUAAUUCGAAUGCAUUCCGAUGCUGGUAGAGGUCUUAGGGUUUAUCAUGUUUAUGAUAAGAUGAGGAACAAGUUUGGUGUGAAACCUAGGGUGUUUUUGUAUAAUAGGAUUAUGGAUGCUUUGGUUAAGACUGGGCAUUUGGAUUUGGCUUUGUCAGUUUAUAGUGAUUUUAGGGAGGAUGGAUUGGUUGAAGAGACUGUUACUUUUAUGAUUUUGAUUAAGGGAUUGUGUAAUGCCGGGAAAAUUGAUGAGAUGUUAGAGGUUUUGGGGAGGAUGAGGAACAAAUUGUGUAAACCGGAUGUGUUUGCGUAUACCGCAUUGGUUCGGAUUAUGGUUCCAGCGGGGAAUUUAGACGGUUGUUUGAGGGUUUGGGAGGAAAUGAAGAGAGAUAGAGUCGAGCCAGAUGUCAUGGCAUACAGUACUAUCAUUGGUGGUUUGGCUAAAGGGGGAAGGGUUUUGGAAGGUUAUGAGUUGCUUAAGGAGAUGAAGAGUAAGGGUCAUUUGAUAGAUAGAGCAAUAUAUGGAUCGUUGGUUGAGUCAUUUGUGGGGGAGAAUAAGGUCGGUUUGGCCUUUGAUUUGUUGAAGGAUUUGGUGAGCUCGGGAUACCGGGCUGAUUUGGGGAUUUAUAAUAACCUUAUUGAAGGUUUGUGCAAUAUGAAUAAGCUUGAGAAGGCCUACAUGCUUUUCCAAGUUACUAUUAAGGAGGGUCUUGAGCCAGACUUCUUGUCUGUAAAACCGUUAUUGUUGGCUUAUGCCGAAAAGAAACAAAUGGAAGAAUUUCUUAAGUUGCUCGAGAAGAUGGAGAAAUUGGGAUUUUCAGUUAUUGAUAAUCUAUCCAAAUUCUUCUCCCAUUUGGUUGAAAAGCUAGGACCGAUAAUGGCAAUGGAGGUAUUUACACACUUGAAAGAAAGAGGUUAUGUCAGCGUUGAAAUAUACAGUCUUGUUAUGGAUUCUCUUUACUUGAGUGGUGAAGUGGAGAAAGCAUUAUCACUCUUUGAUGAAAUAAAGAGCUCAGACUUGAAGCCGGACUCAUCUAUAUAUAACAUAGCAAUUCUUUGCUUUGUUGAUCGUGGCGAAAUUAAGGAGGCAUGUUUAUGUCAUAAUAAGAUCAUUGAGAUGUCUUGCAUUCCUUCUGUGGCUGCUUAUUGUUGCCUUGCUAAAGGACUUUGCGAAAUUGGAGAGAUUGAUGAAGCUAUGAUGCUUGUUAGAGACUGCUUAGGCAGUGUUGUUAGUGGACCUAUGGAAUUUAAGUAUUGUCUAACCAUUCUUCACAUUUGCAAGUCAAAUGAUGCAGAAAAGGUGAUCAGUGUAUUGAGUGAGAUGAUGCAACAGGGUUGCUCUUUAGGCAAUGUUGUAUGUUCUGCAAUUAUAUCUGGCAUGUGCAAGUAUGGAACAAUUGAAGAGGCCAGAAAGGUUUUCUCAAAUUUGAGGGAUCGUAAAUUGUUGACCGAAUCUGACACAAUUGUGUACGAUGAAUUACUAAUUGAUCACAUGAAGAAAAAGACAGCAGACUUGGUAAUAUCAGGAUUGAAGUUCUUUGGUCUAGAAUCUAAACUAAAGUCAAAGGGUUGUAAGCUGUUGCCAGAUUGAAAAUUGGUGUGGAGACCAAUUAAUUCCUUCUUUUUCAACAUGCAUAAUGAUGCUGCCUGAAAAGCAUUUUGGAGAGGUUGACCAUUGUUUUUAUUCACUUAUCCUCUAGCAUCAACAUGCAGUAUCUGAUAUAGCCGUGGAAUGUUACAAAGAAUUAGCCACAUGUUGCUGGACCUUGUUGCAUACUCUAUACUAUUGGACUGUUGCACUAUGGAGGUCAGCUGUUUUGUGUUGCACAUAUCGUAUCAUGUAACAAACAAUGAGACUUUUGAAAGGUCACUCGAAAUCAAAUCAUAGUAUAAGCUCGAACUUGCUUGGUUUUCUUCACCUCAAACUUUCCUUUUUUUCCCUCGUUCUUUGGAUUGGAUAUCGCACUCUGAAUUCGUGAAUUGGUUCUUUCUGUUCGAUUGAGAAAAGAAGCUAUGAAGGCUUUGCUUCUUCUGUUGAUUUUGCAGAUUGUAGAGUUGAAGCUCCGGUUGCAGAGUUGAAUUCAGAUUGCAGAAUUGAUCCCCAGGUUGAAAGAUGUUAUGCAGGUUGCAGAAUUAGUUUGAGGAUGUAGAGGGAUUUCAAUCCCGGUUCUAUUUCUGAUGGCUUGUUUUUGAAGAAGUUUGGAGUGGGUUUGAGGGUAUUAAAGUUAGUAACUAAUUUUGUUAUGUUAGUCAUGCUGAAUUGUGUUGUUGUGUUUCUGCUACAGAUUGCAACUGUCCAUGUUAGCUAGAAUUAUUUCAAUGCCUUAACCUGUUUGCUGCAGAAUUGAGCCAGAGAGGGUGCAUUGAACGGUUGCUGCAACUUGAUGUCGAUAUGUGUUGGGUCUGUUAUGGCAUUGUGUUUCAUGCAAAUGGUUAGCUUGUCUGGCUGCAGGUACAUGUUAGUAGGGUUGAUGCUAGUGUGAAGUUGCUGCCAUGAAUUGAGCAUGUGAUGUCAUGUCGUGGUUGCUCGAUGACAGUAUCCUGUCACUUGUAAAAAUGAGGCAUCUAUGUUAUGAUGUGGGCUUGUUGAUGGGAUGGAUUGUCAUGCCAAAGUGUUGGUCCAUAGUGAUCAUGAAGUGUAGUAUUUGGAACAUGUCAUGUAGCAUAAAAGCUAGUGUAGGAUUAGGACCUUUUUGUAAGAACAACAUGUAAUGUCAUAUUUUAGUAUCAAUGCUCAUUCUCAUGGAUAAAUACUAGCAAUGUAUUGAUAUGGAAAUGGAAUUUUGUAUGAAUAAAUUUGUAAUGGCAAUGUAGGAAGUUGAAUGAGUUUAUGUAAUGACUUGUGUAAUGUGUAUUGAAUCAAAAUUUUGGUGUUUGGUUGUGAAAUGUAUAUUAUUUGUGCUUGAAAUAAAAGUUAAUUCUUGAAUGAA